Molecule: messenger RNA, 2435 nt
Organism: Babesia bovis T2Bo
Lineage: Eukaryota; Apicomplexa; Aconoidasida; Piroplasmida; Babesiidae
Exons: 3
Coding region: 64-2397 (777 amino acids)
Source: RefSeq, a predicted model, not a curated record
UAAACAUUUCAAUGGAGGGCGUAUUGAUGACGCAGCCAAUAAGAUUUCAAUCUAAUUUUACAGAUGAGAUACCCUUUGACUAACAAUCACAGCUUUAUAUGCCACCCAUUCCUUCCAAGCCAUCAUUUCCAGUACAAGGAAAUACAGAAUACGACAAGGCAAAUAGACCGGAGUAUAUCCCAAACAUUUUUUAGGGAGGAUUAUUCUUUUGUUAAUGUAGUUAGCACAUGGAAAUGCGUUUUACGCAUGUUUACUCUUGCUUCCAAGGCGCAUUGCAUUAAGGAUACAGAACAUGAUAUGUUUCACAUUUUGGACACCAAUGACACGGUUGAAGAAAUCCAAGUUGCCUGUGACCGUUUCAAAUCCACAUUCCCAAGUUUUGAAUUGCAUAAGGGAAGGCUGCUUCGGGAUUUAUUUAAUAGUAUAAGAACAAAGAGUUCAUUAACGCUUCAUAAACUAGAACUUUUGAAGUGUAUGUUACAGGGUUUUGAAAAUGCUGCUGUAGAAGAAGCUAUCUACCAUUCAAUGAACUGCUGUGACAAGAUAGAGGAAGCAACCCUUCUUUUGGUUAUAUUUAACUCUAUAUUAAUUACCCCGAACAAUCAUGUUUUGCCACCUAUUACGACUCUACAUAAUCUCUAUAAGGAGAGCCAUGUGGAUCCUAAUGAUGCAAUAUUAUCGUUUAAAAGAAAAAUGUACAGGGAAGAGAUUAAUCGUAUAAUUGAUAUUCAAAUUAAAAAUCACUGUAGAAUUAACGCGAGAUGGCAAGGAGAAUCUAGUGUUCUGGGUUCGGAAAAAAGAGGUGACGAUCUGAUACACGGUUCAAUGUCACACUCUAAUACUCCACUCCAUGUUUCAGCUGAAGGUGAAAAUCCCUCAUCUUUUGCUGUAGAUGUAAAUAAAUUGUCUAUUUUCUUGGACGAAGUGAUAAGAUCGGAACCACCAAAUUCCGGAUGGGAUCUUUUACUUCUUGAUAAAACUGAAUGUUACAAGUUCUAUAGAGAUGCCCUGGAUAAAAAAUUAGCGUUUAUCCGGGAUGAGUCUGUCAGUUCUCAUGAAAAUAGUUUUAAAAAACAAGAAGGAACACCAAAACUAACGAUGUUAGCUUCUUCGCGUCAACACCAAUUGCAACAUGUUUGUCAAUGUGUUAUGAUGUGGGAAACGAAGCAAAUUGAUAACAUCCAACGUAUGAACGAUUUGUUAACUUUAGGUUCGAAUAUCAACUAUAGAUCUGUUCUCCCCUUGCAGAAAGCAAAUGAAGAUGUAGUACAAUCCCUUUGUCGAGAUGUUUACAUUGAUCCCGACGAUAACCCCGAUUACGAUCCUCCUGAUAGUAACGUUUCCGGUAAAAUGAUGCGACAGAUGAUCCAUAGUAAAUGCGAAAACAAACGUUCGUUCGUUCCUACCGAUUUGGAGACCAGAAAGGAUGAGCUAGAAAAGUUAGCUAAGGAUUUUGAGCCCUAUGACCACUUAACGCCGGAGGAGUUGUCUGAUGUUUUUUUAAAGAAUACUAAAAAGGAGUAUGAACUAGCGGUGGCUACAUAUAAAAGACGUAUCAGGAACAGAAGUGUAGAGGAUUAUGAAGAAAAACGUGAAUUGGAAGCAGGCAUUAGAGACCUAGAGGUAGAAGAGGUGGCGAAACGCAAGAGGCCGGAUGGGAAUAUGGUAUCAGAUGUGUACAAUAAAACCAGAGGUGAAUGCCUCACAGAAUUGUUGUAUUUUAUAUCUCUCUUGGAACAUUUACAAUGGCAUUUCUUCGCUUCCGUUAAUCUGCCAAUGGAAUCUUUGGUUGAUGUCAAGGAAAUAGGGUAUUCACCUACAAAUCCUAGAGUGCCAGGUAUAAAGUUUGGUGAUCCUCUAUGUGCAGAAGGAUCUAUCCAUUCUAAGUACUUCUUGUCAGAACGUGGUGGAGCCUCGAUUGUCAGAAAGUGUCUUACCGUUGGAGGCUUACAUAAUACCAAAGCUGACGCGAAACAGGGCAAUCAACUUUUAUUAUUUGGUGACGAUCCUUUAUUUUUUGUCAAGGAUCAAGAAAUGUUACAACAUAUGUUACAAUGUGGUAUUGGACUAGAGAUUCAUUCUAAGGUUCCAGGAUUUGUUUUGCCUUCAGAGCCGACAGAAUUUCAAAAGGAUACUUCCUAUUACCGACUUAGCACAACACAGCCGCAAUGUCUAAUUAUAUGCUCUAACUGCGGGUAUAAUAUUUUCUCACAUUCCAUUAAAACUCACGACGGAGAAAAACUUGAUGGAAGGGAAUAUGACAUUCUGGCAUCAAAUGAUGAUGCCAAGUGUCCAAGUUGUAACGGGUCUGUCAAUAUAAAUCAUGAAUAUUGGAUAACGGGUUCAAGAGGCUAUUGUUAUGAACCGUAUCCAACACCCAUUGCAGAUGAACUAUAAUGAAAAUAAUUGUUAUAUUCAAAAAAUCCUUUUCGUAA